Messenger RNA from Aspergillus terreus NIH2624, 2133 nucleotides. RefSeq lists its product as uncharacterized. The transcript has a single exon. Lineage: Eukaryota; Fungi; Ascomycota; Eurotiomycetes; Eurotiales; Aspergillaceae. The record is from RefSeq and is a predicted model, not a curated record. The coding region runs from base 1 to 2133 and encodes 710 amino acids.
AUGAACAAAUCUACCGGCCCCGCCAAUAUGCUGCCAUCAGCCAUUGCAGAGUCCAUCCAGAAGAAUGACCAUGCUGUCCUCGUCGUGAUUCUGGAAGACAUCCCAGACUCCAUGGAAGCAGAAAUCAUCAAUGACCUGCAGGGAUACUACAGAGGCGCACACUUCCAUGCAUGGCGCCCGUCCGACUUCCUGUUAUGCGAAAUCGCCGGUCGGGCUCAGCACAGAGACAGCCAAGCCAGGCUGUACAGUCUUGCGCUCCUGGCUCAUCGAUCGGGUGUGCCCGGGUUCCUGGUUGUGGACUGGCAAACCCUGUCACUUAUUCGACACCGCCGAAACACGUUUUCGACGGCUAUGGUCAUGGUACGACCGUCCUUGGAGUCACAGGGCAAUCACGGUCCCUGUCAUGAAGUCCACGUCUUUACCGGCCGCAGGCCGAUCUGCUGUGUUGACUUGGACGACGACAAGCCGGCGGAAUGCCGCGUAACAGAGUUACUUCAUGUCUUGUACGUAUCAGAUGUGCAUGAGAUUCUGGCUUCCCGAGAACCUCUCCAGGAUGAUGGUUUCCAUACCCUGGAACUUCACGAUCCUGAUCGGCCCGUGUUUGCGGCGGACACCGCACCCUUCUCGCAGUACGAAACAUCUCUGAGGGAAAUGAAGACGGCACUGUCGAUGCAUUCCCCACUGCCAAUGGAGUUGGUGCACAACAUUGUAUCUUUGGCUCUUGACCAUCAGCCCAUUACGCCUCCACCAUCCAUCAAGAGAAGCCGGAAUCGCUUAAAUAUCCAUCUUUUGUCGCCUACCACUCCUGAAGAGUUUCAACAUACGCAGGCUGUCAUAAAGCAGGCCGUGCGUGACCUUCUGCAGGAGGAUAUGCAGGAAAAUGAUACCAGAAGGUCUCAGCGUACAAACGAGGAUGACGACCAAACUCAAGAGCCAACGGCAGAAGUAGGUGUACAGGAAGAGGACACUGGGGAAAUCCAGACCGAGGACGAGGACAGUGAGCAAGGGUUGGAGGAUUGGUUCUACGAAGGACCGACGCCCGAAUACGAUUUCUAUGAGGACAUAUCCGAUGACGAAAUGUUCGACAGAGAAAUAUGCGCCGGUCAUUAUAAUGCAUACGAUGAUCAUGACGAUAUCCUCCACAAUCCCAGGAGAGCAAAGGCACCCAGCCCUGACGACAUCACGGUUGAAUUGAUUCCAUGGAACCAUAACCGCGUGGCUACUCGACGCGAUCUGGCAUCUAUAUGGGCUACGUAUCAUCGUCAUAUUACCAUCUCGAACACGAUCAACUUUCUCUGUGGACCGAUCAAAGAUGCCGCUGAGAUCGGUCCUGCCCGGUUCAUUUCGAUCUAUGAGACUCCUCUCGGGUUUCCCCUUGUAUCGUUCGCCACGUUGGAAAACAUGCUCAAUGAGCUUAGAUCAGUCCACUAUACGAAGCGCUGGCUGCAACAGCUUACUCGGCCCCUGUUAGAUGACGGAUCCUGUCCCGAUUAUAUGGAAGCCUUGAUGGAGGCCGAUCGAUCGAUCUACCCGAGGAACCUCGUGGAUCUCGUCUGGACGCGCUUUCCUAAACCAUUUCGUCGAGUGAUGGUCUUCUCCCUUACGAACAAGCUCGCGCAAGAGGAGGAGGCUGCUGUCGCAAGGCUGCUCUCUUCCAGCGAACAAUCAAAUGACGACAGGCAUGACGUGUUUUUGCGCCCCGUCCAUAAAUUCGUCCCAUGGGAUGCCGACAAAGCAGAGGACGGCAGUCUGGACGAUAUGUGGCGCAAACUGCUGGAGAUGCGAGCCACAAGCCGGCACGAAUACUCCGACCCUCCCUAUCUGUUCAUCGACCAUCAAUCCGUCGUCGAUGGGACGGUCAUAGUGGCUGGACCUGACCUUCACUGUGGCGACCGGGAUCCGCCUCAGAUCUUGGAGGGUGUCCCUGACCCGAAACUGAAAGGGAUGCUUUAUUGCCGUGUCCCCGCCGAGAGAACAUUUGGUAUACGCUUUGACGAGCAUCAUCGCGCUCUCCCUAUGGACAACAGGAAGAUAGAGGCAAAAAGGUUCCCCAGGCCGGGCUGGCCAGGACAUGGAAUACUGCGAGAACCCGACGGUUAUGUACCCGUGGUAGCUAUACGCUCCGCGCAGUGA